UGAGCCGGUCAGCUGUUUAUCAAUUAUGAUAAAUAAUGCGCUCGGAUCAGAGGACAGUAUCAGCAUGGAUCAAAAACCUGAAGAACGCACGCAAAGCCAAAGCCACAGAUGUCAGCUGCUGGACCUGCCGUGGGAGGAUGUGUUAGUUACACACGUGUUCUGUUACCUGCCGCUGCGUCACCUGGUCAGCUUACAGUGCGUCAGCAAGAGCUUGCGUUCUCUCAUCCAGGUGUAUCUGGCCAACUGCCGGAAGUUUGACCCUGCACAGACGGGGCCUCACAUUCCUAAAGAAGCCUUUUGCUCAAUGCUUCGCCACAACCAAGUUCUCCACCACCUCUGCGUCAGCAACUGCUCCGAUUGGAUCACGGACAAAGAGCUGCUGCCGGUGAUUGGUCAGAACCAGCACCUGCUGCGUGUGGACAUGCGCGGCUGCGUUCACCUGAGCCGUCACGCGCUGGUGGCCGUGUCUCUGAGCUGCCCGCGGCUGCAGCACCUGAGCCUGGAGCACUGCGAGUGGGUGGACAGUCUGGCGCUGCGCAGCCUGGCCGAUCACUGCUCGGACCUGCGCUCGCUGGACGUCACCGCCUGCAGACAGCUGAAGGACGAGGCUGUGUGCUACCUGGCGGGGAAGUGUCCGGUGCUGCGCUCGCUCUCCGUGGCUGUUAACGCCAACAUCACGGACACCGCGGUGGAGGAGGUGGCCAAAAAGUGCAGAGAGCUGGAGAAGCUGGACCUCACUGGGUGCCUGCGAGUGAGAAACGAAGCCAUCAGGACGUUAGCAGAGUACUGCCCCAAACUGCAGUCUCUCAAGGUGAACCACUGUCACAACGUAACCGAGUCCAGUCUGGGCGUUCUGCGCCGGCGUAACGUGGACAUCGAUGUGGAGCCUCCCCUGCAGAGGGCGCUAGUGCUGCUGCAGGACGUGGUGGGAUUCGCUCCCUUCAUUAACCUGCAGAUUUAGCACAACAGUCCAGAAGAGGUCCUCUCUCAUCCAAGAUCUUACUCUGGAAGGCCGACUUUUGAAACGACACACUUUUACUCCAAUGCAAUAUCACAGAAGACACGACAACAAAUCCACAUUUCAAGUGCUUGAUUGUUUUAGUGUAUUUUAGCAAUUAAGAAACUUUCUUUGGUUUGAAACCAAGCUGCAGGCUUUCAGAAUGACGACUCGAGCCAAUCUGGUCCCAUUGUUAAUGGUAUUUAUGAUAAUCGUUAGAAGGAAGUUCUUAUUGAAGCAGCUUUCUGUUUUCAUGCAGGAACCAAAAGAUGUGUCAUUUUGCACUUAUGAAAUACUGAAAUAUUUGCACUUUUUUUCAGUACAUCUGCACAUUACAGUCCUUCAG
Molecule: messenger RNA, 1343 nt
Organism: Sinocyclocheilus rhinocerous
Lineage: Eukaryota; Metazoa; Chordata; Actinopteri; Cypriniformes; Cyprinidae
Gene: fbxl15
Product: F-box and leucine-rich repeat protein 15
Exons: 5
Coding region: 26-961 (311 amino acids)
Biological process (GO): SCF-dependent proteasomal ubiquitin-dependent protein catabolic process
Cellular component (GO): SCF ubiquitin ligase complex
Molecular function (GO): protein binding
Source: RefSeq, a predicted model, not a curated record